This is a messenger RNA of Uloborus diversus, 1170 nucleotides long. RefSeq names its product glycerol-3-phosphate acyltransferase 3-like. The transcript has 10 exons. The record is from RefSeq and is a predicted model, not a curated record. NCBI's taxonomy places the organism in Eukaryota, Metazoa, Arthropoda, Arachnida, Araneae, Uloboridae. Gene Ontology annotation, molecular function: acyltransferase activity. Bases 1 to 1170 code for a protein of 389 amino acids.
AUGUAUUCAAAGUUUUGUCAGAAAAAAAUUGAAAAAGCUGAAAAACGAGAAUCUAUUGCCAAUAAAGAUGAUAAAGAAAAGUUAGAAACGUGUAAUAACUGUAACUCAGUUAUUAGCAGAGAAGUUAAACUAGUGCCAGAGCCACACCCAGAGGGCUGCCUUUUGCCAUCAGAUAUAUCUGCAGCUCCUAAGGAAUUUCAUUUGAAAGAUAUCAGUGAUUUUAUUAAAGCUGGAGUAGAGGCAGUUAUUGAAGAUGAAGUUACUAGUCGAUUUGCAGCUGAAGAGCUUCCAGCUUGGAAUCUCCUGACAAGGACAAAUAAAAACUAUCAGUUUAUUAGUCUUCGGUUGACCUGCAUAUGGGGGAUCGGCUUUUUCCUCCGUUAUUGCAUUUUAUUCCCUCUCAGAUGUCUCAUAACAUUUUUUGGUGUGUGUUGGCUUCUUUUGUGUACGUCCAUUGUUGGUUGUUUACCAGAGGGCAGAUUUAAAAGAUGGCUCUACUGGCAUGUUAGUAUAUCAUGUUUUAGAGUUUUUGCUUGUGCAUGUUCUGCAAUUGUUACUUAUCACAAUAAAGAAAACAGAGCUGUAAAUGGAGGGAUUUGUGUCGCUAAUCAUACCUCUCCUAUAGAUGUAGUAAUACUAGCCAAUGAUAACAGUUAUGCACUAGUGAGUCAAGCUGUCAUUUCUUUAUUUGUUGUGUAUUUUUAUAGUAGCAUAUUUCGUGAUCAGACGAACAGGUAUGCUUCUCAGACUUUGCAGCCAGUACAUUUAGGAAAAAGGAAACAUGUUUUAGAAUGGAAACCUUGUACCACUGAAGAACUAAAACGUUUUAUUGCUUUGACCCUUUUAAUGGGUCAUAUUGAUAAAGAUGAUAUUUGUGAAUAUUGGUCGAAAGACGAACUGAUUGAAACGCCUAUUUUCGGAAAAAGCAUGUCCCGAGACAGGUAUUUACAGAUCCUUAAAUUUUUACACUUUGCCAACAACGAAAACUCGCCAGACCAAAACAAUCCAAAUUACGACAGACUGUGGAAAAUUAGAGAAGUAUUUGAUCACAUAAAUUUAUAUUUUAGAAGCCUGUAUGAUCCCACAGAAGAACUGUCCAUUGAUGAAGUUAUUGGGAAAUUCAAAGGUCGUGUUAUUUUCAAACAAUAUAUUCCAAAAAAGCUCAAGUGA